Vitis riparia (riverbank grape) is the source of this 2904-nucleotide messenger RNA. RefSeq names its product scarecrow-like protein 14. The coding region runs from base 233 to 2479 and encodes 748 amino acids. Lineage: Eukaryota; Viridiplantae; Streptophyta; Magnoliopsida; Vitales; Vitaceae. Gene Ontology annotation, molecular function: DNA-binding transcription factor activity; sequence-specific DNA binding. The transcript has 2 exons. Gene Ontology annotation, biological process: regulation of DNA-templated transcription. Gene Ontology annotation, cellular component: nucleus. The record is from RefSeq and is a predicted model, not a curated record.
AAUACAGAACAGGACAAAAUCUGUUGACAGCGGGCAUUUGGGCGGCCAGGAUUUUCUCCUGCUCCGCCUCAUCCUGAAUUGCCAGAAUCUUCUCUUUCUUUGGUGCGUCUGUCGCUGGUCCUCCAUAAUUUACAACUCAUCGCCUCCUGUCUCAGACCUCAUAGCACGUACCACUUGUCGUCUCUCUCGAUUCCAGGGUUCAGGUAUUGUUGUUGUGACUUUUGGAACGUAGAUGGUCAUGGAUCGAUCUUUGAGUCGAUUAUACGGGUCGAUCAAUGGAAUCAAGUUCAGUGAAGACUCUGUUUCAAUUUUAUCUGAUCAGAAUCUUAGUAAUGGACCGGGAUCGGAGGUGCCGAUUGGUUGUGUAGAUAUUCCACCAUUCCCACCUGAUCCAGGCUCUAGCAAUAAAGCCAUGUGGUCGAGUGUGCGCAGGGAGGAAGAUCCUCAUGAGGACUGUGAUUUUAGUGAUGUAGUUCUUAAGUACAUAAACGAGAUGCUUAUGGAGGAAAAAAUAGAAGAAAAAACUUGCAUGUUUCAGGAGUCUUCAGCACUUCAAACCACUGAGAAAUCAUUCUAUGAUGUUAUUGGGGAGAAGUAUCCUCCUCCAAUUGAUCACCGUUUGAUGAAAUCCUCACCUUAUGUGGAGGAAAAUCAAGAAAACUCAUCUGAAAAUAGUAGUGGGAAAUGCAGUAGUUAUAGUAGUAUCACUAGUUCUACUAGUGAUGGUAACUUGGUGGAACAUGUGUGGAAUGGUGAUCUUGGAGAGUGUAAGUCAGCUCAUAGUGCUUCCCAGUCCACUUCUCAGUCUUCUUUCAAUUCUUCAAAUGGUGCCAGUAAUAUUGCAAAUGGUUAUGUGGAUUCUCCGAUGAGUACCCUGAGGAUUCCGGACAUAUUUAGUGACAAUGAAGCUGCUUCACUGUUCAGGAAGGGGGUUGAGGAAGCUAGUAAAUUCCUUCCAAAUAGUACUGGCUUGUUUGUUGAUUUGGUGACAGAGAAUAGUAGGGGGUUAGUGAAGCAAGAUCCUAAGGAUGUGGUUGUUAAGAUGGAGAAGAAACACGGAAAUGAGUACUUUACAGGUGUGUCGAGGGGAAAGAAGAAUCCUUAUCCAGAGGAUUUGGAUUCAGAGGAAGAGAGGAAUAGCAAGCAGUCAGCGGUUUAUAAUGAAAUGACUGUGACAUCAGAAAUGUUUGAUCUGGUCUUGCUAUGUAAUGAAGGGAAAGGUGAAGCUGCUCUUCGUGAGUCUUUUCAAAAUGAAGCAAACAAAACUGUGCAGCAGGAUGGUCAAUCAAAAGGAUCCAAUACUGGAAAAUCCCGUGGUAGGAAGAAAGGUGGCAGCAAGGACUUGGUGGACUUGACAACUCUACUGACUCUUUGCGCUCAAGCAGUUGCUGCUGAUGAUUGGAGGACAGCAAACGAGCAACUAAAGCAGAUCAGACAGCAUGCUUCUCCUACGGGUGAUGGAAGGCAAAGAAUGGCUCACUAUUUUGCCAAUGGUCUUGAGGCACGCAUGGCUGGCUCUGGAACUCGGAUUUAUAAAGCAGUCAUUACUAAGCCAACAUCAGCUGCUAUUGUCUUGAAAGCUUACCAUCUACUUCUUGCUGUGUGCCCGUUUAAGAAGCUUCCUAAUUUCUUCUCAAAUAAGACAAUUACAAAAGUGGCAGAGAGAGCAGCAAGGCUCCACAUUGUUGAUUUUGGUAUUCUCUAUGGUUUCCAAUGGCCUUCUCUCAUACAACGUCUCGCUUCUAGGCCUGGUGGACCUCCCAAGCUUCGGAUUACUGGAAUUGAUUUUCCACAACCAGGCUUCCGACCGGCAGAAAGGGUUGAGGAGACAGGACAUCGGUUAGCAAAUUAUGCAAGGAGUUUCAAUGUUCCAUUUGAGUUCAAUGCCAUAGCGCAGAAGUGGGAAACAAUUCAAGUUGAGGAUCUUAAAAUUGACAGUGAUGAGCUGCUUGUUGUAAACUGUAAUUGUAGAUUUAGAAACCUACUUGAUGAAACUGUAGUUGUGGAGAGUCCUAGGAAUAUUGUUCUGAAUCUGAUCAGGAAGAUGAAUCCUGAUAUUUUCAUACAGGGAAUUGUGAAUGGGGGCUAUGGUGCUCCCUUCUUUCUGUCACGAUUCCGAGAGGCUCUCUUUCACUUUUCUGCCUUGUUUGAUAUACUUGAGGCUACUGUGCCUCGUCAGACUUUGGAGAGGACGCUGAUUGAGAAAGAGAUAUUUGGUUGGGAUGCAAUGAACGUCAUCGCAUGUGAGGGCUCAGAAAGGAUUGAGAGGCCAGAGACAUACAGGCAGUGGCAAAUUCGUAACCUGAGGGCUGGGUUUAGGCAGCUCCCUUUGGACCAGGAGAUUUUUAAUAUUGCAAAAGAGAAGGUCAAAUUAUGGUAUCACAAAGACUUUGCGGUUGACCAAGAUGGCCAGUGGUUGCUACAAGGAUGGAAGGGGCGCAUUAUUUUUGCAAUCUCUUCUUGGAAGGCUGUUCAGUAAAUGCAUGUUCUUUAUCGCUUAUGAAUGGUCAAGAUCAUGGAAUUCCCAUCACAGACAAAUUCCAGCCUUUGGUUCUGCUUAUUUCACAGAUUAAACGGGAGCUGAAUUUAGUUGAUACCUUCUUGUAAUUAUGCUAUGAAAUGUGGUUUCAAAUGGAGUCAGCAAUGACAACAAUUAGUUUUUCGAAGAAAGAGAUGACAGAUUGCAAAAUAUAAUGUAGGAGAAGAUAUUUCAUGUAUCUCAAGACAACGGUCUCUACUUUGUGAAUCACUGAACGAAUAACUCAUGACAUUCUAGGGUAUGGUAAGCUUUGACAUACACAUGUUUAUAACAAGUGAUUUAAUUCUGUCGUACAGUUUGUAUACAUGUAAGUGAUACUUCAAGGAUUAUUUAGAAAAGCUGAUUCUUUUUUGGUUAUGGCUUUA